AUGCCAUGGCUUGCCGUGCCUUACGGAGAGACUGCGGCCACGGCUAGACUUGCCGGAGCUUGUAAGGUGCGAGGAACUCCAUCGCUGGCGGUCUUCGACGGGGCCACGGGAGAGCUCCUGACGGCCUUAGGCGCCGCCGAUGUGUCUGACCCAGGCGCCCUGGCCGAUCCUCUCGCGGCUGCGUGA
Molecule: messenger RNA, 186 nt
Organism: Ectocarpus siliculosus
Lineage: Eukaryota; Phaeophyceae; Ectocarpales; Ectocarpaceae
Source: the annotation of a GenBank genome assembly